AUCUUGCCAUCCCUGAUGUUUGUUGCCCUUCAGUUUUCUUGGUUUGCAUCUUGGAAAUUUGUGAACUUCACCAGGAUUUUUUGGCUGGCGCUGCUAUUUUUUGUUCUUCACCGAAUCACCGUGCUUGCUUGGGAUCAGCUUUAGUUUUAGCUUGGCUCGCAUUGCGCGAUGCGUUUCUGUUAGAACCCGAGCACAUCUUCUAUGAGCUGAACUCUGUAUUGUAGAUUGUGUGGGGGUGGCGUUUUGGUGUUUUGGGCAGUGGGUUGGAUGGAAAUCUGCAGUCCUUUUUGUAGGAUUAUGUGCCUCGAAGUGUUUUCUUUUUCGCGAUUUCUUUCUACUCCGAUUGAAUUAAUUGUGCAAUAGAGUCGUCUUAAGGUACUGAUAUGCAUGUUAAAACUACAGGGGAGUGUUGAAUCAGGUUUAUCAAUGCAUGAACUGGUAGUAGCUGAAGGCUUGCUGAAGUAUCUUUCAGUCUUUCCAUAAAGACCUAAAUCAAACCUGAUCGGCACAAAAUCGAUGAUAAACAAUACCAAUCCAUUCUUGCUAGGACAAAGGUUUCCUAGAGAGUUCUUCAGGGUUCAAACGUCUGGGAUGGAGGGGGGAAAAAGAAACUGGCUCAUGAUAGUCCACUGAUAGGCUGAUAACAGAUACCGCUUGGAACUCUUCCUGCAGUAGAUGUAAAUCUGAGAGCGAUGUGGGUAGCCCGACUCUCGAGGGGAAAAGCAGAAUUAAUUUGAGGCUGAAUUUAUCAGGAAUCAAGUAUUAGCUAAAUCUAUUUGGUUAGGUAAGAAUGGAAAAAAAACAGCAAAAAACUGUAUCCAACAGACUCUCCAUCUAGCUCGCUUAGCUAUCCGGCUCGGCAUCCCCAGCCUCCCGCUAGCCAUAUUCCACGAGCUGCUCCGCUAGCCAUCCGCGGCCUCGAGUGCAGUGAGUCUGGAGCGAGGCGGAGGAUCUAGAGAUGGAAGCGAGGGCAGCGUCGGGGACGCACGGGCAGAGGGAGAGGUCGAGGGUGGUGGCGGCGGGGUAGCGCGCGAGCACGGCCGGGCGGCGGAGAGAGAUGGGGCGGUGGGAGGCGGAUGGAGCGGGAGGCCCACUUGUCAGCGGGUCAGCGGGAGGGUAAAGGAAAAAAAUAUGAAGAGUGAGAUUUGACUAAUCUGUUGGAGUGUGCCGAAAUAUGGAGAGUGAAUCCUGGCUAAAUGGGAAUAUAGAGAGUGAGAUUUAGCUAGGGUUUUGGAGAUGCUCUGAAUAGGGGGAAAUUGCUUUGCUUGGUGAGACAUUAUUUCUGUAUAAAACAGGAAUGCCACAUCCAGUCAGCUUUUCAUUAAUUUUAUUGAAAAUGGAGUGCUGUAGUAGGUCCUUGUCUAUUAUACAUCGUACCUAAACAUGGAAAUAGCCACUUGAGGGAACAAAGUAAGAGGAAGUUGCCGUCAAUACACGUCUUUAGCAUUUCAUUGUCAAAUGUCAAUUCGGCUGAUUUAAAUGCUGGCUACUUGCCAUGAAGGUUAAUGCAGGUGUCAUUAAUCAAAUUUCUCUGAAGCACCAGAACCAAAAUGCUGCCUGGUGCUAAGUGAUACCAUCUUGUAAUGCCUAAGCUUUUACGGGAAGUGGAGGAUCAUCCGGUUCAUCCCAUGUCUAAGUCAAACCAUGGCUUCUUGUCAGGAAAUGGCCAUGAGAUGAAGCAUUUAGGUCAUAAAAUCCACGACAAGGACUCGUCAUCAGAGUCUGGUCAGUCUCACCAAGAAGCACCGGCAGUGAGUGAGAGCAGUCUAAACGAAAACACCUCAACUCAAUCUGACAAUGAUGAAGGUCAUGGGAAGCAUAAUCAGGACACAGAGCACUCAGUAUUGUCCAUGGGGAAGCAAGGAUCUGCCUUUUUGCCCCCAAAACUAGAUUACAAUCCAUCUUUUGCUUGUCUUCCUUAUACCGCUGAUGCUUAUUAUGGUGGGGUCUUGCCAGGAUAUCCUCCACAUGCCAUUGUCCAUCCCCAGCAAAAUCAUACAACAAAUGCUCCGGUUAUGUUGCCUGUUGAAGCUGCAGAAGAAGAGCCAAUUUAUGUUAAUGCAAAGCAAUACCAUGCAAUCCUUAGGAGGAGACAGACACGUGCUAAAUUGGAGGCCCAGAAUAAGCUGGUGAAAGGCCGGAAGCCAUACCUUCAUGAGUCUCGACACCGUCACGCCAUGAAGCGAGCUCGAGGAUCAGGAGGGCGGUUCCUCAACACAAAGCAGCUCCAGGAGCAGAGCCAGCAGCAUCAGGCAUCAGGUGGUUCGAGCUCCUCAAAGUUCAUUGGCAACAGCAUAAGCUCCCAGAGUGACCCCACCCCCACACCUUCAACUCCUGCUUCUUCGGACACUGCAAGUGCUUCAAGGGUCAACCAGGACCACAACUGCUUUCCAUCAGUUGGCUUCCGCCCUGCCAUGAACUUCAGUGCACCAGGUGGAGACGGAGCAAAGCUGGUUAGUUGAAGAAAAGUGAAGUGGUCACAGAAGCAUCGCCAGGCACACUGCCUGCGGCAACUCAUCCUUGGCUUUUGAAACAAUGAAUAUGAAAUGGACAUGUAGCUUAAGAGUCUCAGAAUAAACAAACGACCGUAUAUAUACAAGUCCUUUUAAGCUUGCUGUGGCUAAAAGAACUGUGGUUAUGAGAAUGUUUCUAGACUGAAAUCCAUACAUCGUGUUGGGUUGAGGUGCAGACCUCGAAACUUGUUCAGCAGAUAUUGCCUUAUGUCUCUGCUAGGAAAAUUGCCAUA
Molecule: messenger RNA, 2746 nt
Organism: Panicum virgatum (switchgrass)
Lineage: Eukaryota; Viridiplantae; Streptophyta; Magnoliopsida; Poales; Poaceae
Product: nuclear transcription factor Y subunit A-4-like
Exons: 6
Coding region: 1584-2462 (292 amino acids)
Biological process (GO): regulation of transcription by RNA polymerase II
Cellular component (GO): CCAAT-binding factor complex
Molecular function (GO): RNA polymerase II cis-regulatory region sequence-specific DNA binding; DNA-binding transcription factor activity, RNA polymerase II-specific
Source: RefSeq, a predicted model, not a curated record